AUCCCUUUUGUCCUUUUUCCAGCAAAUUAAGAUUCUCAUUCUCCGCUGGAUAUGUGUGUCUCCUGGCUAGCCCCAGUGUAAAUGGCACACCCUUUGUUUCACCACAGAUAUAUGAUUACUGCAAUCAUUUGUCUGAAUGGCACAGAUUCAUAUAUAUAUACAGCAAGCUAAAGCCUAGAAGCCCUCAAGAUCAGAGCUCAGGCUCUUUCUUUUAUCGUUAAAUCUUAGAUACUCCAUUGCUUCCUGCAAAUUUCUACAAGGAAACCGUCUAAGUUUGACUUAUCUCGUAAAGUUCAUCAGCUACCGCUCUCCAUAUCUACAGUCAAUAUUGCAUCUUUUGCAAGUUCUCUCAAAGGAAGAUUAAUGGGUGAUCAUCCCCCGAAACAGUCAACCUCUGAAGCAGUUUAACGAUGGACGCAGAAGCGAUCAGUAUCGAGUGGGAGUCCAUAAAGAUGAGUGAGCAAGAGGAGGAUCUCAUCCACAGGAUGUACAGGCUCGUCGGCAACAGGUGGGAUUUGAUAGCGGGACGCAUUCCUGGUCGGAAAGCAGAAGAGAUAGAGAGGUUCUGGAUUAUGAAGCACGGUGAAGCUUUCUCUGCUACAAGUCAUUCAACAGCUCUCUACUAAAACCCUCCAAAUAAAUCCACUCGCAUCAUUCUCUCCGUCACACAGGUUAUUGAGCAGAUUUCUUUUUGUUUUAACUUCUUCAAUUUCUAAGAGAUUGUUUUUGUAUAUGAUUUUAUCCUGGCUACAAUAUUGUAUCGCGUAAGCCAAGGAAACGUGGUUGUUUUUUAUUUUUUCACCCCUUAAAUUUUGUUAUAUUCAAA
Molecule: messenger RNA, 826 nt
Organism: Neltuma alba
Lineage: Eukaryota; Viridiplantae; Streptophyta; Magnoliopsida; Fabales; Fabaceae
Product: transcription factor CPC
Exons: 3
Coding region: 411-626 (71 amino acids)
Biological process (GO): cell differentiation; regulation of DNA-templated transcription
Cellular component (GO): nucleus
Molecular function (GO): transcription cis-regulatory region binding
Source: RefSeq, a predicted model, not a curated record